Messenger RNA from Prorocentrum cordatum, 1145 nucleotides. NCBI's taxonomy places the organism in Eukaryota, Dinophyceae, Prorocentrales, Prorocentraceae. The record is from the annotation of a GenBank genome assembly.
CGCAGGGCGCCGCGGCGCCGCAGGGGGUCAGAGGGCCGCCCCCGCGGCUGGACCCCGAGGUGGCCAGGGCCAUGGCGGCGGCGCAGGCCACCAACACGGUCGGCGCGCCCGCCCGCGAGGUCGGCAUGGCGGCGGCGCAGGCCGACGAGGGCCUCUUCGAGGGCCUGGCCGAUGGCCAGGCGGACGGCGUCGGGUGCUUCGGCCAGCUCAGCGACAGCGGCCGCUACGCGCGGAUGGUCGCCCUGCAGCAGCAGAUGGGGCUCGUCGCGCACGUGCCCGCCGACGUCGCCGCCCGCGCCGAGCGGCCGGGCGGCUCGACGCCGAAGGGCUUCUACGAGGCGACGCCGCUGGACCCGAAGAAGCGGAUCCGCGGCACCGUGCUGUCGUGGGACUCGGACAGGUGUUUCGGCUUCAUCAAGGCGGUGGAGUGCAAGAAGGCGUACGGCAAGGACGCCUUCUUCCACCAGUCCGAGCUGGUGGACUCGGAGCGCCCAGGCAUCAAGGCCUCCGUCACGCAGAAGUUCGACAUCGACGAGGGCGAGGAGGUCAUCUUCAACGUCGAGCUGGACAAGGGCAAGCCGCGCGCCCGCGAGGUGGAAUUCCUGAGGAAGGAGCUGCGCGAGCGCGUGUCUCAGCUUGCGAGGUCCGAGAACGCGGAUCUGCUCAAGAGCAAGAAGCUCCGCCAGAUCGAGACGCAGGGCAAGAUGACUGGGCACUACAGAUGAGCGGCGGCGGGCAGAAGGGGGUGGCUCGUGGCUGCUUGCGUCUCCUCCUCCUCCUCCUCCUCCUCCUCCUCCUCCUCCUCCUCCUCCUCCUCCUCCUCCUCCCCCUCCUCCUCCGCAGCUUCCACGGGCGCCGUCCGGGAGCGACGCACCUCGGCCCUGCAGAGCAGGCUGCUGGCCCCGACAACGGGACGGCCAGUCCCGCUUUCUUGUCCUCCGUCGCCUCGUCCGCCAGACCUGUGCUCCGUCGUCGGGGGGGCUGCCUCCCUCCCGCCUUCGCCUCCGGGGCGCGCGGCAGGCCGCGUGUGCGCGCGGCCACGGGUCGCCGCGGCGCUCGCCUCGCCUCGCCGGGUCUCCUCCUUCAAGCAGUGGCGAAGCGGCCUGGCUCGCCGAUGACAUGUUCUCAGAACAUUUCUGGCGGAG